Aureobasidium melanogenum CBS 110374 is the source of this 1041-nucleotide messenger RNA. RefSeq lists its product as uncharacterized. The transcript has 2 exons. The record is from RefSeq and is a predicted model, not a curated record. Lineage: Eukaryota; Fungi; Ascomycota; Dothideomycetes; Dothideales; Saccotheciaceae. The coding region runs from base 1 to 1041 and encodes 346 amino acids.
AUGUACUACUCUGAUACCACUAAUCGGGUUUACCAGCUACUUUGCAAUACUGAUGAGCCAGAUGCAACUAUUAGAACGACAUAUCAGCCACAACUACAGUCCUGCGUCGAUGCCUGUAGUGACGUUGAAGGAUGCAUAGGUGUUUCAUAUACCGCAACCUCCAGCUCAUGCUCCUACAAAAGCAGUGCUUCCGAUCUUGUGAGCUCUGAAACUUCCGAUUCGGCCAUUGCGACAGACUAUAUCUGUCCUGGUGCCGAUGGUACUCGCCUAGUGGAUACGACUGGAUCAGUAUAUGAAAUCCUCUGCAAUACAGUUUUCCCUACAAGCAGCAACAUAUCCUCGAGCCUGGCAGUCAGCAACUUGGCAUCUUGUUCUGAGAUAUGUUCAGGUAUCGAUGACUGCUCGGGCUUUACAUUCCAAAAUGGAUCAUGUACGACAGUCAGUUCCAGGAACUCUAACGAUGGAGUUACUCGAAUGAAUGUGGAAACCGCCAUUCUGUUAGCGAAAAGAGUGGCACAAGUUGUGUCGAUGACAGGCCUUGGUUCGAGUCAACUAACAGCAAGUUCAGCAUGGGCGGGCAUAUCAACAGCCUCGAUUUAUAAUUUAAACUUGCUGCCAACGUCGUCUCUCACAUCGACUACGGGACUAGGCAGUAACUUGGGUCAGUCAUCCUCAACAGCAUUGGCGGCCUCAUCGCCAAUCACGACUAUGAACAUCAAUUUACUCCCAACGCCAUCUCUCUCAUCAGCUACAGGACUGGGCAUUAGCUUGGGUCAAAUGGCGAGUUCACCAACAUCAUCUCUCUCAUUGGCUGUGGCUGGCUUGGGCCAGUCAUUCUCAUCAGCAUCAUCUACAUCAUCUACUUCUUCACGAUCAUCAUCAGUAUCAACCACAACAACUACAAACCCCACUUCGACCUCUACAAGAGGUUCCACGACUCCGAACCUUGUUCAGAGUUUGACUGCCAUUGUGGGACGUCAAGUCACGCAUCCCAUAGACUCGCGGAAGAGACAUCAAGGAUUCACUACUCUUGUGCGAUAG